Messenger RNA from Eutrema salsugineum, 1079 nucleotides. Its product is annotated as tRNA-specific adenosine deaminase 2. Bases 219 to 884 code for a protein of 221 amino acids. Gene Ontology annotation, biological process: tRNA wobble adenosine to inosine editing. Lineage: Eukaryota; Viridiplantae; Streptophyta; Magnoliopsida; Brassicales; Brassicaceae. The transcript is spliced from 6 exons. The record is from RefSeq and is a predicted model, not a curated record. Gene Ontology annotation, molecular function: zinc ion binding; tRNA-specific adenosine-34 deaminase activity.
GUGGCUGAGACGGAGAGGUUUUGUUUGUCUAUUUGUCUCAGUUUCAAAGUAAUCAAUUUUGAGCUUGUUGUUGAAAUAUAGGAAGUAGUCGAGCUUCUCAAGAGUGGAACUGAUUUGUUGUGACAGAUUCAUACAUAUCCUUUACAGUUUUACACGCUACAUUUGCUUGGUAAUUAGGUUUUACUGUUUACUUUUCUGGUGAAGCCAAGAAUAAAGUUAUGGAACCAGUGAAAGAGGACCAUCUUGAGGAGUCUCAUAGUUAUAUGGGUUUAGCUCUGCACCAGGCAAACACUAUUAUUGGUUUCACAAUACUGCAAAAGUUUGUUGCUUUUAGAGUUACAGUGGUUGAUUUCCCUAGAUUGCAGGCUAAACUUGCUCUGGAGGCUCUUGAAGUUCCCGUGGGAUGUGUCAUUCUUGAGGACGGCAAGGUCAUUGCUUCAGGGCGAAACCGAACAAAUGAGACACGCAAUGCCACAAGACAUGCAGAGAUGGAAGCACUUGAUGAGCUCGUCGGACAAUGGCGGAAAGAUACUCUCACACCCUUACAAGUCGCUGAGAGAUUCUCGAAAUGCGUUCUUUAUGUAACAUGUGAACCAUGCAUAAUGUGUGCAUCGGCCUUAUCGUUUCUCGGUAUAAAGGAAGUGUAUUAUGGAUGUGCAAAUGAUAAGUUUGGGGGAUGUGGUUCCAUCUUGUCCCUUCACUUAAGAGGCGGCAGUUCUCAGCCGUCAGAUAUCCUUGAAGAAGCUCAAAGAGGAAAAGGGUACAAGUGCAGAGGAGGAAUAAUGGCAGAGGAAGCUGUCUCGCUUUUCAAAUGUUUCUAUGAGCAAGGCAAUCCCAACGCCCCAAAGCCACACCGCCCCGUAGUUCAAAGAGAGAAGACAUGAGGCUAACAUGUUGUGAAAAUUGGCGUUCAUAGGGCUCUGAUUAGAAGCUUGCUCUACGUAUGUUUUGGCUACUUUUGGCUCAUGAAACAUUAUGAGCUAUGUCUUUCAAAUUCCAAUACAUAUGCAUUUCCCUACUAAUUCGGAGAUUUCAACUUUGAGAUUGUGUUUUCUAUACAAAUAGUACCGUUUAUGUUU